Exophiala viscosa is the source of this 3325-nucleotide messenger RNA. RefSeq names its product p115 like vesicle tethering protein. The transcript has a single exon. Gene Ontology annotation, cellular component: ER to Golgi transport vesicle membrane; cytoplasm; Golgi stack. Gene Ontology annotation, biological process: endoplasmic reticulum to Golgi vesicle-mediated transport; vesicle fusion with Golgi apparatus; intracellular protein transport. Bases 183 to 3101 code for a protein of 972 amino acids. Lineage: Eukaryota; Fungi; Ascomycota; Eurotiomycetes; Chaetothyriales; Herpotrichiellaceae. The record is from RefSeq and is a predicted model, not a curated record.
UCAGGCCGACGUCCACCUAUCCGACGCUCUUUCCUUCCCCUACUCACCGAACGAGUGCCGCUCCGUUACUGGCAGGGGGCGACCGUCGGAAUUGAAGUAUUCCUGUCUCACAAUGCCACCUUGUCUACACACCGGCUUGACGGGCAACAUAUUAUAAUGAGUGCGACUUCCACCAUUGCACGAUGAUGCGAAUAUUGGAAGCCCAGGCCCCUGCGCGGCAGAAUGCCACCGACACCAUCCAGACUCUAAGCAGCCGUCUGGCGAGCGCAACGUUGCUGGAAGACAGGCGUGCUGCGAUUCUUGGUCUGCGCAGUUUCGCUAAGCUAUACCCAGCAUCUGUCGCGUCUGGGGCCCUAAGAGAUCUUAUUGCCGGACUCAGAAGAGAUGGAGAAGACUCAGACACAAUCAAGUCCGUGUUGGAGACAUUGUUGAUGCUCUUCGAGCCAGACGAGAAAUCAACCGAGGCAUCAGAAGAGAUCACUCUAUGGCUCGCCGAUGAGUUCACUCAACGUCAGGACAACAUCACAGCCCUUUUAGACCUUCUAGAGUCCGGCGAGUUCUACCUACGCCUUUAUGUCCUACAGAUUCUCUCACACGUGUCAACUGCUCGGCCACAAAGAACUCAGGAGGCUAUUUUUGCAGCCCCUUUGGGAGUCUCACGAAUUACCAAUGUGCUGGACGACAGACGAGAAGCAAUACGAAAUGAGGCAUUGGUGCUUCUCGUUGCGCUGACUCCUACUUCGGCGGAGUUGCAAAAGGUCGUCGCUUUCGAGAAUGCAUUUGACCGUAUCUUCGCACUGAUCGAAGGCGACGGCGGCUUGACCCAUGGGUCUACUACCGUCCAGGACUGUCUAUCUUUGUUGGCCAACUUGCUGAAUCUCAACACGUCCAAUCAAUCAUACUUUAGGGAGAUCGGAGGUAUCCCGAAGCUCAAGAAGCUCCUUUCAGCGGUCGUUGAACAAGAAGAUUCUGGAGAUGGAGUCUCCGAAUGGAUGAAGCCCCAAAGAGAUAUGAAUGUCUGGGGCUUACUGGGCGUUGUCCAAUUGUUCCUGGCGACCGGUUCUCAAGGCACUGUUGUCAAUCAACAGGCAUUCUGGAAGACAGGAGUCUUGGAAAUCAUUCUGCGCAUCGCCUUUCACCCAGCGUACAGUACCGGGAUCCGUGCCAAGUCGCUGCAAGCCUGUGGAGAUAUCAUUCGGGGAAAUCAUGGCCUUCAGGAACGUUUUGGCGACCUUCCGGUGCCAAUCAAACAGGCAGACAUUGCUACGACUAACGGGCAUGCUUCUCCAGCAUCGCCUGCAAAGCAGCCUAAGGCUCCCAAAGCGGUAUACCGGGAACGAAAUGUGAUUGAAUCACUUCUGGAGCUCGCUCUAGUGACUGCACCACUUGCUCUAUUCGACGUCCGACUGGCAGCUACCUCUUGUCUGAAAGCAUUUGUCGAGGGACACCCUGGAAUCAAAGCCCAUGUGCUGAAAAGAGCGAUAGAAGGACACAAAAGCGGUGAGGAUGCCAUUCCCAACAUGCUGACAGUAUUACUUGAACCACCUGCAUCGCGCGGCAACUCUGAUCCCUACCAACAAUGGUUUGCUGCAGUUCUCAUUAUGCACCUUCUGAAUGAUGACCCCGAGACCAAAGACCUCGCUCUGAAGGUGACGGAAGGCGAUGCGGAAAGUGGCGAGGAGCUUGUCACAUUUGUGCAGACCAUCACAAGUAAUGUUGUUGCGGGCGUGCAGCACGCUGAAGAUGAGCGCGCCUUGCUCGGAUACCUGAUGCUCCUAGCCAUUUGGCUUUUUGAAAGCCCCGAGGCGGUGAACGAUCUUCUGGGAGAGGGAAGCACUGUUCAGGGGCUCGCGGCUGCGGUGAAGAUAGCAAACACCUCUAUGCCACUCGUGGCGGGUCUCUCCGCGUUUCUAUUGGGAAUUAUUUACGAAUUUUCGACCAAAGACUCUCCGAUACCACGGACCACUCUUCACAGCCUUCUCUUGUCGAGUCUCGGUAGGGAGACUUACGUCGAUAGAUUGAACAAACUCAGAGAGAAUGUUUUUGUCCGUGAUUAUGAAGUCCUUCCUCAAGGCGGAAAUGGUGGACUCCCAGAAGUCUUUUUCGACAAGACAUUCAUCGAUUUUCUAAAGGACAACUUUAGCAGGUUCCUCCGCGCUAUCGACCGAGACCCGAACUUUGAAGUGUCAAUCGUGAGCAACGGGGUGCAAAAAGGCGUGUCACGAGACCUGGUGGAUGGCUUGAGGGCUGAAGUACAAGAACAAAAGCAAGCCUUAGAAGCCGCUAAUACUGAGUUGCUACAACUCGGAAGAAAGUUGGAGCAAGAGGAACUUGACCACCGGCGGACGCGGGAAUCGUCUACCGUGGAGGUCUCUAGGAUCAAGCAAAUCAAUCAGAGUUUGCAGGACAACCACGAAGUCGAGUUGAAGAAGCUGCAGCAAGAGUUCGCUCGCGAACGAAGCCUGCUUCUGAAAACCCAUGAAGAUGAGCUCAACCGUCGGCGAAACGAGCAUGUGACCACAGUUGAAAGCGCCAGAAAGCAGCAUGAAGCGGAGGUGCAACGAUCCGAAUAUCGCUUGAAGCUGCUAGAGAAAGACGCCGCCAGCGAGCGGGCCGCUCUGAUUGAACAGCACCGACGAGAAAUCGCCGAGACGAACUCUAAGGCUCAACAGGCUCGCGAAAGGGAAGCUGCUGAAAUAGCCGACCUAAAACGUACCAUUGCGGACUUGGAAAGCAAGCUGAAGAAGACACAAAAUGAACACGCUGAAGAUCUGAAGACCGCACACGACGAGUACAAAUCAAAGACGAAUGACCUCGAAGCGCGACUGAAACGUGCAGAGAGCCGUGCCCAAGAUGCCGAAAGCCGGUCAAAGCAUUUGAGCGAUGAGCUUAAGGAGGAGAGAAGUGGACGUAAAGACGUUCAGACUGAGCUUGACGAUCUCUUAGUGGUAUUCGGAGACCUCGAGGCGAAGAGAUCAGCCGACAAGAAGAAGCUUAAAGAACUGGGACAGGAGGUCUCCGAAGACGAAGAUGAGGGUGUUGAAGAAGACGAAGAUGAAGGAGAUGAAGACGACGAAGGAGCCGAGGAAGAUGUCGAUUAAAGCACUGCGAGAGGCGGAGGCUAGGAAUGAAUCUUUGGACAUUUGAGCGAAGCAUUGCAUGGGAGGUCGACACAAACCAAGUCAAGGAAAAGAGGGACGUUUGUCCAAAAUGAUACCCUGUAUAUUACAUAAUCACCCUUCUCUGACGAGGCUGGUAGAGCCUUGUGAGUCAGACGAAUCGGAGUACAAGUCGAGUUGACCGCCAAGUUUUCAAGGUCCGUAUU